CGUGGCUGUUGCGUAAGAACCUCCCUCAAGUUAGAUACUUAAAAAGAGGCUCUGCAAGUUUUGCUACCCAGUGGGUCGGUCACAUUAACAAGCAACAACUGCAGAUCACCUUGCAACAACUUCUACCCAGGAUGAAAAGGAAGAUAAUCCUUGAUGUGGACACCGGGGUGGAUGAUGCUCAGGCCAUCAUGAUGGCCUUGUCAGACCCCGAUGUGGAGAUACUGGGAAUCACCUGUUGCCAUGGGAACACCCCCCUUGAGAAUGUCCUGAAGAACACUCUCCGGGUUCUGAAGGUGUGCAACAGGCUGGAUAUCCCAGUGUACGCGGGCUGCGCACAGCCCCUCCUGUCCAACAAACAACACGCCAGCGAUUACCAUGGGAAGGAUGGGCUGGGUGAUGUGCCAGAUCCAGAUGCUCCAGGGUUGGAACUUUUGCAGAAAGAAAAAGGUGUCCAGGCCUUGCUCAAAAUGGUCAAGCAAAACCAAGGAGAGGUGACCCUGGUGGCAACCGCACCUUUGACCAACCUUGCAGUCGCAGUGCAACUGAACCCUUCCCUUCCCAAGAAGCUGAAGGCUUUGUACAUCAUGGGAGGCAACAUUGAGUCCAGGGGUAACACCACAACAUGCGGUGAGUUUAACUUUGUCGCCGACACGGAGGCUGCCUACAUCGUGCUGGAACGCUACACCUGCCCCACCACCAUCGCCUCCUGGGAGUUCACCUGCAGUAACAGCCUGCCAUGGUCUUUUUGUGACCAGUGGCUUUCUGUGAAGACUGAGAAAGCCGCCUUCAUGAAGAAGAUUUCAUCCCUUUCCAUGACGAAAGCUCGGUCAGAGGAAUACCAGAAGGAAAUCACAACAGGACAAGGGUUCAAUGCUUGUGACACCUAUGCCCUGGCCGCUGCUAUCAAUGACUCACUCAUCACAGAGAGCGAGCAGGUCGCUGUGACUGUAGAGCUAGAUGGGACCUGUACCCGAGGCAUGAUGGUGUUGGAUUACAUGGACCUGUUGAAGAAGAAACACAAGGUAACCAUUAUGAAGAAAGUUGACUUGGAGAAGUUCAAGCAGAUGCUCAUCAAUGCACUAAAAUAGGAUGAUUUGUAACAGCCGAGAUUGGAACUUAAUCAGUCAAAUAAAUUUUUAAUUCAAAACAGA
Molecule: messenger RNA, 1151 nt
Organism: Syngnathus acus (greater pipefish)
Lineage: Eukaryota; Metazoa; Chordata; Actinopteri; Syngnathiformes; Syngnathidae
Product: inosine-uridine preferring nucleoside hydrolase-like
Exons: 8
Coding region: 132-1088 (318 amino acids)
Molecular function (GO): hydrolase activity, hydrolyzing N-glycosyl compounds
Source: RefSeq, a predicted model, not a curated record